Messenger RNA from Leptidea sinapis, 1141 nucleotides. Its product is annotated as exosome complex component RRP43-like. Gene Ontology annotation, cellular component: nuclear exosome (RNase complex); cytoplasmic exosome (RNase complex). The record is from RefSeq and is a predicted model, not a curated record. Bases 149 to 1012 code for a protein of 287 amino acids. NCBI's taxonomy places the organism in Eukaryota, Metazoa, Arthropoda, Insecta, Lepidoptera, Pieridae. The transcript has 5 exons. Gene Ontology annotation, biological process: nuclear polyadenylation-dependent mRNA catabolic process; U1 snRNA 3'-end processing; exonucleolytic trimming to generate mature 3'-end of 5.8S rRNA from tricistronic rRNA transcript (SSU-rRNA, 5.8S rRNA, LSU-rRNA).
UCAAAAUAAAAACAUAACCUCGAAUAUAAAAAAUAGUAAAUACAUAAAGUUAUCAAAAAGUACUCUGUGAAUAAAUAUUCAUGCAAAAUUUCUGUUUUGUUAUAAAUUGUGUUACUAAUUACUAUCAGAAAAAAAUAUUACUGUUAACAUGACGGAUGCAUACAAAAUAAUACAUCCAAAUAAAUAUUUUGAAGAUUAUAUAUCAUGUGGUGAAAGACCCGAUGAGCGAGGAUUUUCAGACCAUAGAAGCCUGUUAUUAAGCGUUCAUUCAAUAAAAACAGCCGAAGCAUCUGCAGUAUUGAAGUGUGGAAAUACUGCGGCUGUGUGUGGAAUAUCCUUAGAAUUGGCAACACCAAAGGCUGAAGAACCAGACAAUGGAUUCCUUGUAAUUAAUGUUGAAAUGACACCACUGUGUUCCUCUAAAUUUAGGCCUGGACCACCUUCAGACCAAGCUCAAGUUAUCAGUACGGCAGUUAAUGAUGUUAUUACAAACUCAAAAUGCAUAGAUUUGAAGGAUUUAUGUAUUGUAUCAGAUAAACUGGCUUGGGUGGUGUAUUGUGAUGUGGCGUGCAUUGACAAUGAUGGCAGUGUGAUAGAUGCUUGUAUUGUAACAUUGAUGGCAAGCUUAAAAACAUUAACUUUACCCACUGUAUCAUAUGAUGUUGAAACAGAAGAAAUAAAGGUUGAUCCAACAGUUCGAAUACCAUUGAAGAUGUCAGGUCUACCAGUUGCAACAAGCUUUGCAAUCUAUCAAACACCUCAAAGAAAUAUUUUAUUAAGUGAUCCAACAAGCUAUGAAGAAGAUAUGUGUGGUGGUAUUGGAACAAAUCUAAUUGUUUGCUGGAAUGAAGGUCUUUUAUGUGGUGUACAAAAAUUUGGCGGGAGUAACAUUUCAACUGAGGAUCAUAAAGAAUUAUUUAGAGUGUCUAAAAUGCGAAGUGAAGUUAUACGAGAAGCCAUCAUCACUUGUAUUACAGGGGAUACAGAGGAACUUAGUGAAUCACCUAAAUAGACUUAGAAAUGUAAAAAUAAAUUAAAUAAACAGCCGAAGAGUUAAAAGAAUAAGCGAUAACCUGAUAAUACGAUUUACGUAUUUGUUUUUCACUCAUACCUUUUUUCUAAAUAAAUAUUUUCUUACUUA